GUGCGGGGAAGGGGUCCGGCCGUGUGACGGCUGCUGCUUCCCGCUCCGGAGCGUCGGUCACCCCCGGGUCCGCACCGAGAGCGGCGGCUGCGCCAUAACAAUAGGUGAGGAACGGAACUAAUCGGGGUGGAUGGUCCUUGUUGCGAAGAUAUCGCUGUUAUCGGUAGCAGCCUGAGGCUCCAUGAACAAUCUAAAUGAACCAAGGCAGAAUUGGAAUAUCUUACCCAAUUACAGGGAUGGGGAAGGUGGUGGAAGCAAAUGGAACUACGCUCUGCUGGUUCCUAUGUUGGCACUUGCUGCCUUCCGAUGGAUCUGGUCCAGAGAAUCACAGAAAGAAAUUGAAGAAGUGAGAGCAGCGUGUAAGAAAUCGAUAGACACCACUGAGAGAGAUCUGAAAUUGAAAUACGAAGAUAUUAUUGUUCAGAAUCGACGUUCACUAGCACGUUGUGAGUUGGAGCAGGAGAAGCUCAAAAGCAAAGUCCAAAGUUAUCGUGAAGCGCUUUUGGCACAGAGCCAUCGGCUCGUUGAAGAACGCCGGCAGCUAGAACAAGAACGUAAAAACAUAGAGGAGAAAAAGCGUUCCCUGCAACAUUCAGGAGUAGCAGGGGCUUUGUAUCAGGACUUGUUGGAGAAAGAAGGACAGUGGGAAACUCAAGCCAGAGCACUAAUAAAAGAUUAUGAAAAAUCCUUGGUCGAUAGGCAAAAUCUUUUUUGCAGUUACUUUAUACCAAGACAAGAAAGACUUGAAUUAGAGAGGAAGAUGCUCAGCCGAGCUGUUGCUAAUCCAAUUGCUAAAGAGUUGGGCAUCGAAACUGGUUUGAAAUAUAUCUUUGACCAUGAAACACACUGUGCAAAUCUACAAAACACAGACAAAACAAAAAACGGCAAGUUAUUGUGGGUGUAUUUGGAAUAUUGGGAACUUCGAGCUGAGCUGCAGAAAUUCAAAAAAGUAGGAAAAGCUUUAUUAGAAAAAUGAGUUAGUUAGAAUACUGGUCACUUAAAAAAAAAUAGGAGGUAGACAUUUGCUGAGAAAUCACUGAAAUAUGAAGACAAGUUAAUGGCUCCUGUUAGUAUUAGUCCAUAAAACACAGUGUAAUUUGUGCUGAAGCAAUCUGCUGAGUUCUGGUUCUUCACAACUGCUGGAUAGUUCACCAUUGGCCACACAAAAAAGCAAAGCAAUUGCAAUCUUGGCAUGAAAAUUUCCAUGAAUUGUGAGUCUGGAAUUGCUAAAUUUGUACCAUAAAUGCAAAUUAAUCUCAGCACUACAUUCUGGAGCUGAUAAUUCCCAUUUUAAGGACUGUGCUUAAGGAUGUGUCUUCUGAUCCUGGUCUGAAACUUAAUGUUGGAUUCCCUGAGUGAGAACAAAUGGAUUUGUGGUCUCUCCGGCUUACUGUGGUCAAUUUCUCCAUCCUUCAAAGUUGAAUUAUUUAGGUUUUAAACCUUAUUUAUAACUUUUUCCAUACUCAAAUCUAAUAUCAAAUUCAAUCAUUUAAUAGUUUUUGUUUGUCACUUUCAGGUUGUUAUUGCUAGACUCAUUACUCAACCAUGCUGAUUCAGAGUUAUAAGACAAGUAACUUAAUCUAAAACCUAACCCUAAACUUAAUUGUGUCCUUUGUGCAUGGGUCUUACAGUUUUGAAAUAUUCUGGGAGCUCCAUGGGGAAGAUGUGUACUUGCUUAGAGGCCACCCAUCAUUCACAGUGAUGCCAAAUGGUGCACCCAAUGUCAUUUUAACCUUCGUCAAAUUCAUUUGAACAUCGAGAGUCCACAAGCAGCCACUCACAUUUAAGGAGGCUUUAACUAAAGAGUCAUGGCUUGCUUCAGCAGGUAGUGAAUUGUUCCAGGAAUGAUUUGAUUGAAACCCUUCUCCAAAGCUGUUCAUCACUCAGUUGUGUAAAUUUAUGAGACUGGCAGACUAACUUACAGAGACUGAUUAUCAUGAGUAGGCAACUCCUUUAUCACAUCCUGCAACUAUCCAAACAGUAAAGGUGACCAAUGUUACCUUGCCCUUUUAUCAUCUAGCAGUUCUUGUCUUUUUAUGAAAGUAGCUUCACUUUUACUGAUCAUGAUGAAUUGAUGUACUGGUUUAAUAUAUCAUGAUUGGGCAAUGCUUGUAGUUUUCAUUUUGCCAUUUACUCCUUUUAAUUUCUAACAACUUUUUCUUGCUUUCUUGAACAGCACUAACAAUACCUAAAUUAACUCAUCCACCAUCUUUAACAUUUGCUGUGCCUCUUUGUCCUUUCCUUCUAUUGGUUAAGGAGAUGGGCAAUUAGCCUACCCCCACCACCCCCCCCCCCAGAAAAAAAUUGCAGAGGCACUAGUAACAUUAUUGUGCUGAUAUCAGUUUACAUUUUGAGCAAUUCGUGGUGCAGACUGAUUUAUUUUUUUAAAAGUGAGGAGAAAAAGACCAGUUUGUGAUGUGCAUCAUGAAAUGCUCCCUUCCUGAAAUGUUUGGAAGAAUAUGCCUUGCUGUAGAUCCACCUAGAGGGUGUUGUCCCAUUCACUAGCACAGCAGAUGUUUACGCAAUUAAAUCUACCAGAAUUUCCCACUACCAUGAAGGAAAUCGCCACGGAUAAUGGGAAUUGGCAUAUAAUCCAUAAAUUAACUUUCAAAGAUAUUUAAAAUCAAAUUGACAGUAUUUCAUUUUUAAAUUCAAAGCUUUCUUUUGGGCAUGCCCCUCUCAAUUUCUUGAAAUGCAUUGGAGGAAUAAUUGAGCAUUGAUAACUGGUAUCGUAAAGUAGAAAGGUCACACCUUACUGGUUAACAGAUUGUAUUCUUUGCUCAUUAAUGCUUACUUCAUAUAAAGUUCUUUGUACUGUCUCUUCCUUAGCAAUGCAGGAGAGUUGUCUGGUAUAAAAAAUAAGGGGAGGAGCUGAAUGACUUCACAGUUUCAGCAAUAAACAAAUCAAAAUGCAACCAAUAAGUAUAUAUAAUCAGUGAAAUUAGUACCAAUGUAUUUCAAACUUCCUUGGUCGAUUGUUGGUUUGAUUUAUUCCCAAUUACUCACUAUUCCACAUCAUAAACAGAAGUACAAGGUCCAACGAAGAACACAUUUGACCUGAUAACCAAAACUUGCACAAUUCAGUGGUUCAAAAUGUGGAUAAUUUGAUGGUUUUUGUGAAAAGUCAUUGUGCUGUUUCCAAGAAUGGCCUAUAUAAGGACAUGGAAAAUCACAGUUGAGGGAUUUUGGGAUUAUGUAUGUGGUUUUAAAUCACUUUUGUUUAGAACUGAUUGCUUUUGGACUUUGCUAUUUUUAAAUGCCCUAGCUUUUACAGAUUCAGAUUGUGUAUGCGUUUUGAUCAGGUGACUGGACUGAACUUGAGGUUUCUGGGAGGAAAUGUGGCAGGUGUGGAGGGGUCUAAUUAUUGAAUAUGUGUAAGUAGCUUUGAAUUAUUAUUUUGCUGCAUCGUUAUUUUUUGAGAUUUUGGGUGAGAAUAUGCUUUUGUUUGAAUAUUUGAUUUGAUGCACAUUUUUGCAGAAAUUAUCUUAUUUUUUUCCCCCGUGAAGCUUGGAAGUAGGGGAGCAAUGAUUUACUUCCCAGGGUGUAGUUUGUAACUGAUUAAACCAUUCUAUAAAAUGUCA
Molecule: messenger RNA, 3581 nt
Organism: Pristis pectinata (smalltooth sawfish)
Lineage: Eukaryota; Metazoa; Chordata; Chondrichthyes; Rhinopristiformes; Pristidae
Product: coiled-coil domain-containing protein 127-like
Exons: 3
Coding region: 182-976 (264 amino acids)
Source: RefSeq, a predicted model, not a curated record